Molecule: messenger RNA, 5398 nt
Organism: Nilaparvata lugens (brown planthopper)
Lineage: Eukaryota; Metazoa; Arthropoda; Insecta; Hemiptera; Delphacidae
Gene: vari
Product: MAGUK p55 subfamily member 6
Exons: 12
Coding region: 363-2237 (624 amino acids)
Cellular component (GO): cell-cell junction; plasma membrane
Molecular function (GO): protein binding
Source: RefSeq, a predicted model, not a curated record
ACGGUGUAUCAAACUCUUGACUGCAACUACCAAAGUGUAUUCAUUUGUUGUUAUUGGCGUGUUCCAUGUUGCAUAGACCAUGCGUGUGUCAUGUAGGCCUACCUUGAGAAAUAUGAUAUGGUCUGCUGCCAGUGUAACGGGGUUGAGGUUAGUUUUCCCUCGGAUCUCGUGAAAAAUAAAUUAUAUCUGUCGCCGGUCUAAUCGAUUUCCACUCUUCUCAGCGGAAUGUGCCGACAAUAUUCAUCAGCGCUUUCUCAAUUCACAAAAAAUCAACCUCCGUUAAUUUUUUAAUGUGAUUUAACUUUUGUAAAUUGUAUAGUUAGUUGGAUUGCGAGCUUUCUUUUGCUUCUGGCCUCUUGGAAAUGCACAGUCAAAAGAGCCGGUCCGGUGUAAGUUUACCUGUUACUUAUGAAGACAACUAUAAAAGCGAUUGUCUCUGUAAUUGUGACAGGGUUUUAAAACAUCAAGGUUGUGUAGGUGGCAAAAAGGAUGAGCUUUUCAAGACCGGCUUUGCUGCCAUCCAACAUGUCAGAGAGAAUAUGUCUCAAUUGAACGGUCGGGUCGGUGCAACGGAAACUGACUUGAUUUUUCUCAAGAGUCUUCUUGAUGGCAAUAUACUGCAAUCUCUAGUCAAGGUUUCUGAUAAAUUAGAAGAACCUGAAAAUUAUCCAAUUGUGCCUGUUUCAACUGGAAACGUCAAACUAUCAAAAGACUUGAAAACUUCUUUUCAGAGGUCAAAGAGUCGAGAAUCUCGCGAGCUUGCGCAUAUUAUUGGAGAUCCUCAUUUUCAGGGACUCCUGCAAGCUCACGACACAAUUGCUGAACAAACGUUUAGUUUCUCGGUGUGGGAAGAAAAGACUGAUUCAAAGUUGCCUAAAACAAACGGUGAAGUCGCAAUGGAGAACUAUAGAAUUGUAGGACUGAGGAAGAAUUUCAAUGAACCACUGGGCUUGACGGUGCAAGUGGACGAGAACGGCUACCUGGUGGUGGCUCGCAUCCUGUCGGGUGGCGCGAUCGACCGCCAAGGCCUGCUGCAGCCGGGUGACGUCAUCCUGGAGGUGAACGGCACUCACGUCGCUACACCCGAGGACCUGCAGCUCGAGGUCGCCAAAGCCAGAGACACUGUCCAGUUCCGCAUUUCUCCCAGUGGCACUGUCGAGAAGGCACUCAAACACCAUCAGUAUUAUGUGAGAGCACUCUUUGAUUACGAUCCGAGCGAAGACAGCUUAAUUCCUUGCAAGGAACUUGGACUGCCAUUCAAGCAGGGAGAUAUUUUGACCGUUCUAAAUCAAAAGGACCCGAACUGGUGGCAGGCCAAGAAGUACGGCUGGAAUGGACCAAUCGGCCUGAUUCCCUCCCUGGAGCUAGAAGAGAGGAGAAAGGCAUUCGUCAAGCCAGAAGCCGAUUACGUUCAUAAGAUUAGCAUAUGUGGUACAAGGAUCUCUAAGAAGAAGCGGAAGGCGCUGUUCCAGUCGAAGUCUAGUAACGAAUAUGACAAGGCCGAGCUGUCGCUGUACGAGGAGGUGGUGCAGAGUCCGCCCUUCAAGCGUCACGUGCUCGCACUGGUCGGUUCGGCCGGCGUCGGCCGCCGCACCCUCAAGAACCGACUCAUCAACAGCGAUCCCGACAAGUUCGGCACUGUCCUUCCAAAAACAUCGCGUCCGCAACGAGAGCUGGAGGAGAACGGUCGCAACUACUGGUUCAUCGAUCGAGAAGCCAUGGAGAAGGAGAUCAGAGAGCACAAGUUUCUGGAGUAUGGUGAGCACAAUGGCCAUCUCUACGGCACAAGUCUUGACUCGAUUCGAGAUGUCGUUCAUCAGGGCAAGAUGUGUGUUCUUGACUGCAGUCCUUCAUCGUUGAAAAUACUGCACAACUCGAAUGAGUUCAAGCCCUAUGUAAUAUUCGUCGCUGCACCCGGAAUGGAGCUGCUGAAAACUCAGUACGACUUUGGACGCAGUACUGGUGCGUCCAGUCGUAAUCUGGCUUUCGAUCGACAGAGCUCCAUCAGGUUCAGUUCUCGACGUGCCCGUACGCUCGAAUCUCUUGCAUCAGUCUAUGAGGAGGACGAUCUUAGACGCACUGUCGAGGAGAGCGCGCUCUUACAGAGAACGUACGAAAAGUACAUCGAUCUGAUUAUUGUGAAUGAGGACUUUGAUGUGACUUUCCGCAAAGUGGUGGAGGCUCUCGACACGCUCGCCUCCGAGCACCAAUGGGUGCCUGUCAACUGGGUCUACUAGUGCCUUUCACUGCUCAUAUCUGCUACUCUAUUAUUUUGCUGUGUCAACUACAUCUUUGAUCGAUCACAUCUAAUGUAAGAAAAGUGUUCAUAGAUUAUUAUUUUAUAAAAUUAUACACUAGUAUUUUAAAGUUAGUUCUAACAAACAAGAUCACUGACUAUAAUGCUUUUUAUUGAAUUGUUUCAAUUAGUCCUACUUGAAAAACUAGCUUUGUAUGUAAAUGUUGCGAAACAUUAUUUAUUCUUUGAGUAGCCUAAGCAUUGUUGAAAAGAACACUCACCUGAUAGUUUUCUGUCCAAGUUUCUGUAAUGAUGAAAAUCGUUAGCAAAAUGUCAGUGAACUGAUCAAAUGAGUCUCAUCAGAGAGAAUCUCGUGUAAGUUAAAUAAUAAUGAUAAAACUUAUCGUUUAAUUCAAGAACACUUGCAUUCUUAAAAACUAUUCAUCAUAAAAACUCAGUAUCUUGAGAAGCUGUUCUCAUACAAUAUCUUGAAACUAAUAAUUUUUUAGUUGAAUAGUAUAUACAUUGUUUCAUAAAUUCUGAUUGAUGUUUGAACAUUUGUCUACAAAUACUAUGUAUUAAAUUAGGCUAUGUUGAAAAGUAUUAAUUACUUUAUUUAUAAUUGUUAUAUUUGGCCAUGUUGAAAAGUAUCGAUUACUUUCGGAAUGCUGGUUAUAUAAUAUAUAGCCUACCGUUUAGUUAGGAUUAGAAUUUUUUACAUUCAAUUUUACAAUUUUUGUUAAUUAUUUAGAAAUUUUAUAGGAUCCCUUGAUUUUGAAACUCAUGAUGCAAAAGCUCUUUAAAAGAUUGACUAUUAAUUUGUCAAAGAUUAAUCUUUCAAGAUUUAAUCUCUAAAUCUUUAAUGUUGAUACAGUAUUUUGUUGAUCCUCCUCGGAAAUUUUACAACCGUAGGCCUUCAUAAUAAAAUAUUCCAGUGAAAUUUUAAACGAAUCCAGGUAACUUGAAAGUCGAAAAUAAUUAUUCAUAAUAAUUUGUAUGAAUGAAUAAAUAAAAAUAAUACAAAUUUGAUUUCAGUACUACAGAAAGGUUAGAACUUCUGUUCAUAAGUUAUGGUCAUUUCUAAUGCGGUUUUGCUAAAAUCAAUCAAAUUUUUGACUACUACUGGACCAUAAUCUUGCCUUGUACUUAGAAAUAAUAAUUCUUGGAUCCCUGAUAAUAGAAAUUUUAACCUGUGAUAUUUUUCCUGGUGGGUUAACAACUCCAGCAAUUGGAAAUCCUUCAGUAACAUUUUGCAAAUUUCUCAUACAAAUGAAUAUUACUACUCGUAAAUGAAUAUUUACUCGUUUUAAUAAACGAGAAAAUGUUUAAUUAAUAUAUUAGCCUAACCAUUACUAUUAUUAUCAACAUCAUGAAUCUUCUUAUUUUUCUUUACUGAACUGUUAUCUCUAUAACGUUUUUUAUGAAAGUGUUAUUUUAUAUUUUUAUUAUUUUAAAGGUUUAUAUUGUUGAUACAACAUCCGUCCUCUUCUAGUAUUACUUUAGUUGAUAUUACACAAAACUUUUUUUCAUUUAUUUAAAUACGGGCAGGUGCUACCCGUGCUCCGAAACUGACAGGCCUGACCUGUUAAAAGCAAAAAUACAUUGAAUUUCGUUUUAUAAUAGUUCUACGCUGAUAUUUUAAAAGUAUUAAAAACUGUAAUAACUAAAACUAAUUAACAAUAGAAAAGUAUUUGAUUGAGUUUUUAUCUUACGUAAACUUUGUAUUAAAAAUAGAAUAAAAUUGUUUAAACUAUCGAAAUUUUAACUAUUCACCUUCCGGCAGUCGCACUGUUGUAAAAAGUACAAAAGUGUCAGUUUUUUUGCUGUACAAAACUAUUGAAUGGGGUGAUGUCAGUGAAUGAGUCACCUAUGCAUUUCAAAAAUUUCUCCUCAUCACUCCACUGAGUUGCAGUAUCAACCGAGCAAUGGUUCAGUCUUUAGGUGCCAUUUAGUCGCGACAGUGCAUAAGUAUGAUAGGGAAAGACUGUAUACGGGGACUGUAAACGAACUAAUAACACAUAAUUGAUGGUUUUGCUUGGUGUACCUACAAAAUGGUAAUCAUCCAAAUGUUUAUAGGCGUAAAAUAAUCCAAUGAGAUGGGAAUAGUAAUUAUACAAUUUAUUAAUUAAUAUGUUUUGACAGUAAACAGAGUACAUAACACUUGGAAAAUUGGAUGUUGUAAAACUUACAACACGCGACUGCUCGUGUGAUUGAGUAGGGCGCGACUACCGGAAGUUUUAUAUAAAAAUUGAUUGAUUAAUACAAAUAAAAGAGCAGCACAUUGCAAUGACCUGCAUCAUUGUAGAAAUCAAUCUGAAAAUAUGCCUAUUGUAAGUUAAUUGAAAAAUUGUAAGUUAAUCAGCUCAAUAGUUCAGACGUGAUGAUGCGUCAAUCAUGUAUUUCUUAUCCUGUACAUGUACAAGCCAAUUCCUUUAUAUAGUAUAGAUAGAUAUCCACAAUACUAGUACAGUAUUUCUGUUUUAAAAAAAUUGUAUUUAUUUUGGUUUUGUGUUUAUCAUUUACGUUGUUGAUUAGUCUUCGAGGAUUGUAAAGGAAAGUUUUAAAACAAUGUUCAGUGAAAAUAUUUUAAACUUUUAAAAUGUUAGCAUUGUCUUUUCAAUGAAUUUUAUUUUGAUUAAUGUGUCAUUUGAUGAAUGUGUCUCAUUCAGUUUUUUAAAAGUCUAUCCUGAUAUAAUUAUGCUAAAUUUUUCUCUAGUUUUCUGUAUGCUACACCCCAUAUUGAGUUGUCUUGUUUAUCAAUGUGUAGGGCGACUUAUUUCAUUAAUAACUAUGCACAAAUAUGAAGUAGCUGGUAUUAAAAAAUGCUAUCUUUGUUGCGUUGAAUUUUUCAAUUUGUUUAAAUAUAAAUAUUGCUUAAUAUUAAAUUGAUAUAUUCUUUGCACUUAGUGAUCAGUGGAAUCACUAUUUCUCUAUUUAAGCUUAUUCAUCUCUUUUGUAAUAAGUUCUAUAUAUUAUUAUGUGCAAAACUAAUAUUUUCUCAUUUUAAGAAAAAUGUCAAUGCUUUUUUGUUUUGUAAGAAACAUACUGUUAAUGAUUACUGUUCCAAGUAGUAAUUGUAAAAAUGUAUAGAAAUGCAACAUAAAAGUAAUGACAUUCCAAAUCCGUCCAUUUUAAUGAAAAAUAAAUGUUUUCAAUUAUAAA